AGGUAAUUUUCAUUUCUAUAUUAAUUCCAUUGGGCUGUUUCGAGUGAGAAUCAGCAGCCAAAAUGUAAAACCCAAUCAAAAAUGACUGAUUUCCUUUUGUCCUGUUAUCAACACGCAAACAUUGGAUCUGAUUGCAUAGCAUUGGUUAACCUAGCAUUGGCGGGCAGUAUUGGCAUGACGCUGGUGAUUCUGGCCUGUGCUCUACCACAGUACAACUUGUGGUGGCCAAGUUUCGUCAUAUUAUUCUACGUAUUUUCGGUGAUUCCCACGCUAAUCAUGAAGCGCUCAAUGCAAAGUGCCCUCUUUGGACCAUCAUACGUUGAUCUAUCCAUAUUUUUGACCAUGGGCUUUAUUGUCAGCUCGUUUGGAUUACCCAUCGUUCUGGAACGUUGUGGCAUUAUCAAAUUGGGCGCAUCGAUCUUGACUAUUUGCGGUAACAUAGUUGUCUACCUGACGAUCUUCGGCUACUUUUUGUUCCUGGAUCCAGACGAAACCACUUACGGCGGAAUGGCUUAAGCGUGUUUGAUUGGAUUAUGAUGUUGGUCAACGUUACAUGACAAACACACGAUUAUUAUAUACCAAAUAAAUACAUCUAGUCAAUGAAGUCUGCGAAUUUUUUUUUCAUUCAUUGUCAACGAUUUGCCAAUCAAAUGAAUAUUCACGUGAUGUAUGGAUAAACAAUUUUUUGUGUCGUAAUUUUACCCUUUUUCCAUAUUAUUAAUUAAUUUCCAAAAUAAAAUGAUAACAAUUUAAU
Sitodiplosis mosellana (orange wheat blossom midge) is the source of this 754-nucleotide messenger RNA. RefSeq names its product leptin receptor gene-related protein-like. The record is from RefSeq and is a predicted model, not a curated record. The transcript has 4 exons. Gene Ontology annotation, biological process: late endosome to vacuole transport via multivesicular body sorting pathway. Lineage: Eukaryota; Metazoa; Arthropoda; Insecta; Diptera; Cecidomyiidae. Gene Ontology annotation, cellular component: endosome. Bases 82 to 516 code for a protein of 144 amino acids.